Camponotus floridanus (Florida carpenter ant) is the source of this 2112-nucleotide messenger RNA. Its product is annotated as lysosomal aspartic protease-like. The transcript is spliced from 9 exons. Gene Ontology annotation, biological process: proteolysis. Gene Ontology annotation, molecular function: aspartic-type endopeptidase activity. NCBI's taxonomy places the organism in Eukaryota, Metazoa, Arthropoda, Insecta, Hymenoptera, Formicidae. The coding region runs from base 127 to 1284 and encodes 385 amino acids. The record is from RefSeq and is a predicted model, not a curated record.
AGUGCUAAGGGAGUUAGUAUAGGACAACACUUUAUUUAUCUGCGUAUGUGAUCAUAAUGUGCCGAAAGAAAGUCGUUGUUGAAAAUUUUAGGAAUCGGGACUUCAGCAAUAAAUUAAUUCUGAAACAUGUUUCGUCUUCUCGUGGUGGUGACGGUGCUCUUUAUGACGACUGACGCGCAGCAAUAUCACUGGACUUGGCAAAUAACUGACAAUUUGCCAAAAGUUCCUUCAGUUUAUAAUUUUCCUUCAGUAAGUUUGACCAAUAUCGACAACGUGCUUUAUUAUGGCACUAUUAGCAUUGGAAAUCCACCGCAAAACUAUGAAGUUGUAUUUGAUACUAGUUCCCCAUAUCUUCGGAUAUUUCCUAAAAUGUACACAAAUCCUGUUCCUGUUUCCUCCUUAUAUAGAAAUAGACUAGUAUACCGAUAUACAGUAUAUAGAAAUAGACUAUUUGAAGUACGAUACCUCGAUUACAAUGUAACAGGAUUCCUAUCUAACGGUAAAGUAAAUGUUGCCAACCUCAAUAUAGAGAGGCAAACAUUUCUAGAAGUGGUAAACAUGUCAGACGAACAUAUACUUGAAUUGUACUCAAAUGAAUCUACCAGAAAAUUUGAUGGUCUUUUGGGCCUGGGUUGUUACAACUUACACACUGCCACAGUCGAUGAAAUAAAACCUGUCUUCUACAACAUGGUUCAACAGAAUUUAGUGUCAUCAAGCAUUUUCAGUAUUUAUCUAAAUAGAGACGCUUCAGCCGAUUUUGGUGGUAAAUUGAUAUUCGGUGGUUCUGAUCCUGCUUAUUACGAGGGAAGUUUUACAUAUGUUCCUGUUAUUCGCACAGAAUACUGGCAAUUUACCAUUAAUAAUAUCCAACUAAAUAAUUUUACUUGGUGCAAGAAAAGCUGCCAAGGUAUUGUUGACACAAGUACUUGGAAAAUAAUUGGACCAAAAAAGGAUGUUUCACUUAUUAAUCGACUUAUUGAAACUAAUUCACAAGGAAGUGUGGACUGCAAUAGAAUUUCUCAAUUGCCUAUAAUCGGGUUUAAUUUGAGUGGUUUUAAUUGGUUUAGUAAGACGUUCGUUCUUACCGGUAAGGAUUAUAUCAUUCGGGAUCCACAUGAUAAAAAUACAUGUGUAACCGUCUUUUGGAAACACGAGACAGCAACUGACGGUUUUGACCAUUAUGUAGAAUGGGUUCUGGGGAUGCCAUUUAUUGGCCGUUACUACACUGAGUUUGAUAUUGGUAGACAUCGCGUGGGAUUUGCUUUGGCGAAAAAUGUUUGGUAGACAUCGCGUGGGAUUUGCUUUGGCGAAAAAUGUAUAAAAUUUAUCAAAAUGUUUAGAAAAUCUUACAUUGUCACCUUUUAUUGUGUAUUUAUCAUCAUUUUUUAAAUUAUUUGUUUAAUUUUCGAUAAGAAAACAAUUAAUUUUUUAAUCGCCAACCGACAAAGUUCGCAGAUUAUCAAUGUGAAUUUUUGCGUAAUGCCUACAUAAGUGCGACUUAAUUUUCAACAGCAAUACUUUAUCGUGAAUGCAACUGAUAUGGACUUAUAGUUAUUUGGAAUGCGAAUUUUUGCGAGUAAUUGCAUUCGCUAAGGUCAUUGUUGCAUGGCUGUCAAAUAAUCGAUAUAAUCAAUCUAUUCUUUCGAAAAGCUGAUUACUCCUUCAUUAUCAAUCUUAAUUUAGCGCACACUUAAUAAUUUAUUUCAAAACAAUUAUUUUUAUUUGUUAUAACACAAAAUAUUAAAUAAUAUAUUUUUAAAUUUGAUUGAUCAGUAGGACGGAUGAUCAAUAAAAAAGUUUAUGUUUCGAAUGCGAGCGAUUGUAUACAUAACGGCCGCCAAAUGUCGAUGUAAAUGAUAGCUCUAGUACAAUUUCUUUUUUGUAUGUCGUAACGUACGGAAAGAAAUUUACUGGAAAUUUCGAAAACAUGUUCCGUUUUCUCGUGAUGACUGUGAUGCUGACCGACGCGGAAAUCCAAAACUAAGUUCAUACAUUGUAUUGUAAGUUUAAGUUACAUAUCAGUAUAAUAAAUAUUGAAUUUUAGAAUUGACCUAUUCUUUCGUUUUGAUCACAUUUGAUCCUCUGAGGUUCCAAACUUAUGUAAAACUUAUG